AAAGGUGAAGCAGAUGCUAUCAGCUUGGAUGGAGGUUUUGUCUACACUGCUGGCGUGUGUGGCUUGGUGCCAGUGAUGGGAGAAAACUAUGAGGAGAACAGUCAAUGCAGCAAAGCAGAAGGAGAACCAGCAUCCUACUUUGCUGUGGCUGUCGUGAAGAAAUCCAACGGCGACAUCACGUGGAACAACCUGCAGGGGAAGAAGUCAUGUCACACUGCUGUCGGGAGGACUGCUGGCUGGAACAUCCCCAUGGGCCUGAUCCACAACAGGACAGGAAACUGCAAUUUUGAUGAAUAUUUCAGUGAGGGCUGUGCUCCUGGCUCUCCUCCCAACUCCCGUCUCUGCCAGCUCUGCCAGGGCUCAGGGGGGGUCCCACCAGAGAAAUGUGUUGCCAGCAGCCAUGAGAAAUACUAUGGAUACACUGGAGCUUUCAGGUGCCUGGUUGAGCGAGGGGACGUGGCCUUUAUUAAGCAUUCCAUCGUGGAGGAAAACACUGAGGGCAAAAAUAGAGAAGAAUGGGCCAAAAAUCUGAAAAUGGACCAAUUUGAGUUGCUGUGCACUGACGGGCGACGGGAGAACGUCAUGGCUUACAGGACCUGCCACUUGGCCAAGGUUCCUACCCACGCUGUGAUCACACGUCCUGAGAGGGCAAGAAAAGUCCGUGAGCUGCUGGAAAGACAGGAGAAACUGUUUGGAACCAAAGGAGUGGCAAAAGACAGGUUCAAGAUGUUUGAGUCUGAAACCAAGGAUCUGCUGUUUAAAGACCUGACCAAGUGCCUGGUGAAACUCCGUGAUGGAAUAACAUAUAAGGAAUUCCUUGGAGAUCAAUACUAUGCCUCAGUGGCUAGCCUCAAUACCUGCAAUCCAUCAGAACUCCUCCAGGUGUGCACUUUCCUCGAGGACAAGUAG
Messenger RNA from Merops nubicus (carmine bee-eater), 909 nucleotides. RefSeq names its product ovotransferrin-like. The record is from RefSeq and is a predicted model, not a curated record. NCBI's taxonomy places the organism in Eukaryota, Metazoa, Chordata, Aves, Coraciiformes, Meropidae. The transcript is spliced from 8 exons. The annotation marks the transcript as partial. Gene Ontology annotation, cellular component: extracellular region; recycling endosome; early endosome. Gene Ontology annotation, biological process: antibacterial humoral response; iron ion transport.